Thermochaetoides thermophila DSM 1495 is the source of this 1146-nucleotide messenger RNA. RefSeq names its product putative nicotinamide riboside protein. The record is from RefSeq and is a predicted model, not a curated record. The transcript is spliced from 2 exons. Bases 1 to 1146 code for a protein of 381 amino acids. Lineage: Eukaryota; Fungi; Ascomycota; Sordariomycetes; Sordariales; Chaetomiaceae. Gene Ontology annotation, cellular component: cytoplasm.
AUGACAGCUUCAGAUUCCGACUCCCCACAGCGCGCCAUCGUCAUCGCCAUCAGCGGCUGUUCCUCCAGCGGCAAGACAACGCUCGCCCGUCUGCUCCGCGAUCUCCUCCCUGAGACCUUUAUCAUUCAUGAAGAUGACUUUUACAAGCCCGAGGCCGAACUGCCCAUCAAAGACGGCCUUGUCGACUGGGACUGCCCUGAGGCAAUAGCCUUUGACGAUCUCGAGCGCGCCCUGAGACAUGUUCGUGAGAAGGGAACAUAUCCUGUUAGUGGUGCCGGCGAUGUGCCCCCCUCUCCCUCUUCUUCUUCCCUAGCACCCUCAAGACCUGUGCCCCUUUCUCGCCGCAGCGACCACGGCUGUGUGCUUCCUUUACCGCAUCCCAUUUCUGUCACAUCCUCCUCCUCCUCUUCCUCUUUUAAUUCCAUAGCAUCCACAUCUGUAUCCUCAACACACAUCCCUUCAUCCUCCACUUCAACAACGGUCAACAGCUCACUCACCAUCCCGCCAACCCUCUCCCCCCCGGGACAACAGCCCUUCCUCGACUCCAAAGAAGACCUCAACUCCGUCGGCCCGUCGCCCGUAACCCCCGAUCAAAUCGCCUGCUGCAGAGCCAAAAUCAACGAGUGGCUUUCCCCCGGUCACCCGGGCUCUCUCAUUUUCGGCUCUCCCUCCUCCCCCGACGACAGCAAUCCGACCAACACCAAACCGAGGAUAAGACUCUGCAUCCUAGACGGCUUUCUCCUUUACACCCCGACCACCACCCCGCCCCCCUCGGAAUCAUUCUUCCCCCUGUCCAAAAUCCAACCCCUCCUCGACAUCAAACUCUUUCUGACUGUCUCCAAAUCCUCCGCCACCCGUCGCCGCGAAGCCCGUGACGGGUACGUCACACUAGAAGGCUUCUGGAAAGACCCGCCUGGGUACGUGGAGAAGAUUGUCUGGCCUAAUUACGUUGAGGCGCACAAGUGGAUGUUUGAAGGGGGGGAUGUUGAGCGGGGUGUGGUCAAUACAGAAGUGGCUGAUAGGGAGGGUGUGAGGGUUAUGGAUACACAGGGAAGGGGGGAUGUUGAGUUUGGGGAGGUGUUGAAGUGGGCUGUGGGGGAGGUUAUGGGGGAGGUGGAGAGGUUGUGUUUAGGAGAUGGUAAAUGA